This is a messenger RNA of Olea europaea var. sylvestris, 1353 nucleotides long. Its product is annotated as SNF1-related protein kinase regulatory subunit beta-3-like. The record is from RefSeq and is a predicted model, not a curated record. The coding region runs from base 738 to 1091 and encodes 117 amino acids. The transcript is spliced from 2 exons. Gene Ontology annotation, molecular function: protein binding. Lineage: Eukaryota; Viridiplantae; Streptophyta; Magnoliopsida; Lamiales; Oleaceae.
AAAAGUAAGUAUUUUGAAUUUUGAAAAUAACUAUUCGUUUUCUUAUUGUUUAAAUCAAGAAUGAAUUCUUGCCCAUAGAUACUAUGCUUCUCUAUUUAAGCUCGUUAAACUAAUGAUAUUUCGACUUUGAAUUGGUGUCUAUUUAGGCCUUUCUUCUUUCUUUAUGUAGUUUGAAAUCUUUUUCUGUGACUAUUAACCCUGAACUUGAUGCAACCUACAAAAAGUAGACAUAUGUGGCAGUUAGGGAGCAUCCUGAAGUAUAAAGUAAAUUCCAUUCUCGGUCAAACACGUUAUUAGUUUCCUCUCUAGCACUAGUAUUUGUGUUAUACAAGGGGGUGUAAUGAAAAAAAAAAUUGAUUCUGGAUUGAGUACAAGUUCUCUGUAUGCUGUGAGAAUCAAAAUUUUUAUGACUAUUUCUGGGUAUUCAUCAGUGAAUCAACGGGAACUAGGAGGUUGCUCGUCAAUUCUGUACAUUGACGGUUUCCUACGCUCUUCACUGCAUAUUUAAACAAUGGAAGCACACUUUCUUAAUGACCAUAUGAAUGCUUAAAAUUGUGUUUAUUCAAGAUCUAUUGGAUAUUUUAUAUACUUGUCUAUCUCCUUAUGCUGCUGCAGCGUUUAUUGUUACAGCUUUGAAUGUUUUCUAAACACAUUUAUAUUCUUCCAGGCUUUUCAGAUCUGCUAAGCUUCGUCUGCCAUAAAUUCUACAUCGAGUUGUACAAAAUCACAUUUAGAAAAUGAACCAACCUUCCGGCGAACAAGAAGAUCAAGUUACGGUUGCAGGGUUCGACGUUGUGAGGUCACCUGAUUCAAGUUACAGCAAUGUGUACCCGGGAAAUGAAGAUGAAGAGAAAGAACCACCUUCACUACCCCCGCAUUUACAGCAUACCGUGCUAAACCAUCCGACAAACGGAGUUCCACAUGCACCACUCCCGGACCCACAAAAUGUCACUCUAAAUCAUCUUUACAUUGAGAACAGAGAAGCUCCUCGAUCAGUGGUGGCUCUCGGGGUCACUCAUCGCUUCCGUUCGAAAUUCGUUACGGUGGUGCUCUAUAAACCAGUACCAAGAAGAGGAAACAGCAGUAGGUGAUUUGAUUUGCAUGAAGCACACACACUUGUCGGGUUGUGAUGAACCUAUGUUUUGGCUAUAAUAGGAGCAGUAAUUACUCAAAAUCCAAUUUAGCAGAAAACGAAGGUUUAUUACCUUAAAACUCCUGUAAUGAAUCCUAUGGGUUUCGUACACAUCAGUUUUUAAGGGUCAAGGUGCUCUAUUAGAAUUUAUAAAAAAAUAUCCUAUUUAGUGUAUUCAAUUAUUAUUUUUCUAUAAUAGUAGCUGUUAAGAAUUUCAGUUA